Molecule: messenger RNA, 2757 nt
Organism: Doryrhamphus excisus (bluestripe pipefish)
Lineage: Eukaryota; Metazoa; Chordata; Actinopteri; Syngnathiformes; Syngnathidae
Product: ubiquitin-conjugating enzyme E2 Q2-like
Source: RefSeq, a predicted model, not a curated record
CGGCUUCAAGUUGUCGAUUUGAGAAGAAUGCGUUGACUUUAUGAUGCACGGCGUUUGCAUUAUUGAGAACGUUGUCAUCUUUUAUCUUUCCUUCUCGACGUUACCCCGCAGCUCUUUUGUUGUUCUCACGCUAACAUGCGAGAUCCGCAGAGCCGCCUCGACUGCAUUCCGCCCCGACUUCCCCUCCGCUAGCGGCCUGCUCGCUUUGAGAUGAGCACAAGAUGUCGGUGUCGGGGCUGAAGGCCGAAUUGAAGUUUCUAGAGUCGAUCUUUGACCCAAACCACGAAAGAUUCCGAAUCAUAGACUGGAAACCCGACGAACUGAGUUGCCAGUUCAACGUAACAGGAGAGAAGCUGCUGAUCAUCCACUGCAACAUCACGGAGUCUUACCCGUCAACGCCCCCGAUAUGGUUCGUAGACUCUGAUGAUCCAAGUCUUGCAGAAGUGUUGGAGCGCUUAGAGGAUGUCCGAAAAGGCAGCACUUUGCUUCUUCAGCAGUUGAAGCGCCUCAUUUGUGACCUCUGUCGCCUUUACAACCUGCCACAGCAUCCAGAUGUAGAGAUGCUGGACCAGCCUCUACCUGCUGGCCCCAUAAUCCAAGAGCGAAAGCAUGCGCCAUCAGAUGAGGUGACGUCUGAGGAGGAAGAAGAGGAAGAAAUGGCAGAGCAGGACAUUGACCUGGACCAAGACUUGGACCAUUACGAUAUGAAAGAAGAAGAGCCCGUAGAAGGCAAAAAGUCAGAAGAUGACGGGAUUGAAAAGGAAAACCUGGCAAUCUUGGAGAAGAUCCGUAAAAACCAGAGACAGGACCACUUGAAUGGGGCAGUCUCUGGGUCUGUGCAGGCCUCGGACCGCCUCAUGAAGGAACUCAGGGAGAUCUACAGGUCACAGAGUUACAAGACAGGUAUUUAUUCAGUGGAACUAGUCAACGACAGCCUUUACGACUGGCACGUCAAGUUAAGGACGGUAGACCCGGAUAGUCCGCUGCAUAGUGAUUUGCAGGUCUUAAAAGAAAAGGAAGGAGUAGACUACAUUUUGCUCAAUUUCUCUUAUAAAGAUAAUUUUCCUUUUGACCCACCUUUUGUGCGGGUUGUCUCUCCUGUGCUCUCUGGAGGUUAUGUUCUAGGAGGAGGAGCCUUGUGUAUGGAACUUCUCACAAAACAGGGCUGGAGCAGUGCCUAUUCCAUAGAAUCUGUCAUUAUGCAGAUAAAUGCAACUCUAGUCAAAGGAAAGGCCAGAGUUCAGUUUGGGGCCAAUAAGAACCAGUACAAUCUCGCCAGGGCACAACAGUCUUACAAAUCCCUUGUGCAGAUCCAUGAAAAGAAUGGCUGGUACACACCCCCUAAGGAGGAUGGCUAAGGACCUCCAACCACUAUGCACUGGGAACAUGGGUCAAAGUGUCUCAUUUUCUUUGGAGUAUUUCCCCCAUCUGACUUGCUGGGAGUGUACCACGUUUCUUGCAGACCCGUCUGCUUGGUUCAUCUGACAAGUAUUCCUUCAUAUGAUGUGAGGGCGUUAGCCGCCCUGUUCAUAUAGCUUGGAUUGGUUUUGCUCCCAAAGUGGAGGAAAAAGCUGCUUGGACAAAGUGGACUUCAAACGGGAAUUGUCAAAGUCAUACCCAAGCGCUCGGCGUGGCACGUCACCUCACAUGUUUGUCAUGUUUGUUUUUUUUUAAUUAACAGGUACACCUAUUUUUUUUAACUAUCUAACAAAUGUUUUUUAUUAUUAUAUGAGCAUCCUGGACAAUAAUCGAGCCGGUUGUCAUAGAUUGGAUGGUUAUCUUUAAAUGGAAUUGACCCGACACUCUUGUCUUUUAAAAAGCGUGCGGAGUCUUUGGGUCCGGAGAACCAAACCGAGCUGGGUUGUCGUCUGAGAACCGGUCAAAAAUUAGACGGUGAGAUUUGAUCAAGUUGAGGAUGAGGUUUAAGUCGUAUCCCCGUCAAAAUGUCACCCCUGCAAUGAUGGCUUUCUAUUGGCUACUAACUAGCAGCGUUGAUGCGGUUUAUGCUAGUAGCGCAAACCUCACUUGUGGCUGUAAAGAUCCUGUAAAGAGUAGAAUUGCGCAGGGUGAUUUUAACCAAGGUUGUCCGGUUUAGUGCUUUAGUGCUGCAGUUUUAGUCCAGACGUACCUUGAUUGUAGUGGUUUGCAACUUCCAACAAUCCUGUUAGACGACGGAAUGGCCUGUUUUCUGUGUCGCUUUUGGUAUGACAAAUGGAAGGAUGGCUUCUCGUGUGAGAAUGCUGCAUUUGUCGUACGUUGGCCACCAUCGCUGCUGUCUUUCCCACGUGUGACGGCAGAUGUGCUGAAUACAAACGAUGUGAAAAUGCAAACAUUGGAAACACUCAGGAGGAAACCCAACUUGAUUGUUGCUCCCUGAUAUGCCCUCGCCUUCUGAGCACAUAGACCCAAACUGGCAUAGACCUAAAAGCAAGGCGAACGGAUCAUUGGAUGCCAACUGGAGGGCGUCUUCCUCGGAAGCACUGGAAUGUGGCAGAGGUGUAUACACAACCCAGAAAACCAGGAUCCAGUCCACCGCAGAUGCCAAAACUCUACCUUGAGGGGUGAAAACGGGAGCUGGAAAGACGUUGCGCACUUGUUGAAACUGGACUCUGGUUGUUGGAAACCAUUGGACAGAUUUGCUUGCUUUGGUUUGACGUUUUUUUUUAUUUUCUUUUCUUUUUCAUUUGACGACAUUUGACCGUGUACAGCAAUUUGUAAACUUGCAUCAAGUUUAUGAAUAAAGAAUUUUAAGACGGA